Molecule: messenger RNA, 2224 nt
Organism: Fomitiporia mediterranea MF3/22
Lineage: Eukaryota; Fungi; Basidiomycota; Agaricomycetes; Hymenochaetales; Hymenochaetaceae
Exons: 9
Coding region: 4-2139 (711 amino acids)
Cellular component (GO): nucleus
Molecular function (GO): exonuclease activity; nucleic acid binding
Source: RefSeq, a predicted model, not a curated record
GACAUGGAGCACAAGUCGAAGAAAUUGAAGGUAUCUGGGUCGCCAAAACAUGGUGUGGCAGGUGGAGUAAAUACAGGCGCCGAUGCUAGUGAAGCUGAAUGGACAACUGUAGAACACAAAAGUAAAUCGUCUACUCUUCCACUUCGGCCAGAUAUCUCUACGCCCAAUGCCUUUACAAACCUUUUGCAAUCUGGAGAAAAGAAAGCAGAUAAUAAUGCCGAGUGGUCUAAAGUAGAGAAGAGGAAAGCCAAGAAGGCACGAAAGGUGGAAGAAAAUUCGGAAAAUUCUCCUCCUCGAUUUUAUUAUGUGAAUAGCGAGAUUAUCAAGCGGAGAGAGGCCGUCACUAUAGGUGACAUUCGCGACCUUACAUUGCAUUUGCUUGGAGAAGCAGCACCGCAACCGUGGCUGAAGGUUGAGAAUCGACAAGCCAUCAGGAAAGUAGUAGUUUCUUUCGUUCCCGGUAUACUGCCCGAGCACCUGCGAAUAAGAUACCAUCCUGCCAACGCGACAACAAACCCGAAUCUUCCUAUUUCUAUCCCUUUACUCCAAGAAACCAACUCAGCACAACAGGGAAUGCCUGUCAUUGUGAAGACUCUAUUUGGAGGAACGAAGGAGAUUGUCCCGGAUAUUAAAGACGACACUCCAAAACUUCCCUUUGUCGCUCGGACCUUCAGCCAUGCCUGCCCCACUCGUGCACCUGGUGACGCACUGCGCAUGCAUAGCGUACUUGGUGCGUUCUUUCAGGGUCCUAUCAGUGCGGAAGAGAAGAAGAGACGCAUGGUAGCAUCGUUGAAAGCUGGGAAAGAUAUAGCUGCGGAUGAUCCUAUGCGCUAUGUUCUCACGCCAACACAGAUGCUUGAGAACGAAUACCCUCUGCCUUCGUAUAUGAAAGACGCUUCAGGUGGACCCGAAGCGGGUUCAUCUCAUUCGACGGAUGAAGGCUGGAAGGAGACGCCAAAGCCAGAAGAGAAUGAAAGUGGAACUCCAGAGGUCAUUGCCAUUGAUUGUGAAAUGUGUCUGACGGAGGACGGAAAAGAACUUACGCGCGUGUGUGCCAUUGACUUUCGGACUGGGAAAGUCCUCUUGGACAAGCUGGUAAAGCCGCCUAAGCCCAUAUUUGACUAUUUAACGAGGUGGUCGGGCAUAAAUGAGGAGUCUCUUCGAGAUGUUACUGCUACGCUUCAAACUGUUCGAGAUGAGUUCACGGAUAUCCUGUCCUCUUCUCAAGGUAAAACCGGGAGGACACCUAUUCUCUUAGGGCAUUCCCUUGAGUCCGAUUUACGUGCCUUGAAGUUGGCACAUAGCCGAUGCAUUGAUACCGCACUUUUUUAUCAUCAUCCACGAGGGCGACCACUAAAACCCGGACUUGCGUGGCUCACGAAGAAGUGGUGUGACCGGGAAAUCCAAAACCGUGGAGAAGGCGGACAUGACGCGGAAGAAGAUGCACGAGCGUGUAUUGAGCUUUUGGAACGGAAACUCAAGGGCGGGCCGUCAUUUGGCGAAUAUAAAUCAACAACGGAGUUCGAGAGUAUAUUUGAGCGUUUGAAGCGGUCGAUCCAUGGAAGCUCAACUGGCGAACCGGGUAGUGGAACAGGGGCGAAGCUCAGAACGGCUGUUGUUGAUCGCGGGAGCCCUGCGACAUGGCAUGGUGCUGGAGCAGGACGCUGUGUCGCUUGUACGAACGACGACGAAGUCGCGAAGGGCAUUUUAGGCUGCAUUGAGGAUAGUGACUUUGUCUGGGCGCGUUUAAGUGGGGUUGCGGAGGCACAGAAUUGGCUUCAACCAAAGUCAAAUACCGAGAAUUCUGUCCAACAAAAUCCACUCGAAGCCGAUCCUGCCACAGUGGAAAAUGCGCUUAAGACACUCAACUCACAUUUAUCACUGAUACACGCAUCAUUGCCACCACGAACCGCUUUCGUCGUCUUCACUGGGCAUUCUGACCCUCGUCCUAUGGUAGCGUUGCAGGCACGCAAGAAUGCAUUUGAGAACGCGUUACGUGCUUCGCAGGCUAGUUCGAGUACGUCUGGGAGUUCGGUUAGUGUUCCGGAAGGUGUGCGUUGGACGGCGAGUGAUGCACGCGAUUUGGAGGAGGCGGUGGAACGGGCCCGGCAAGGGAUGCUGUUCUUGUCUUUGAAAUGAUUGGGUAAAGUGUUGGGUAACAGGUUUGCUUGACGAGGUCUUGCAGACCUCUUGUAAUAGAUAGAUAUGUCAGUGGCUAUUACCU